AUGAGUCUCCAGACCCGACCCAGACUCUUGAACCUGGCAGCAGUGAGCCUGCUGAGGGAUGAGGCCUCAGCCAUCACUGCUCUGGAGUAUCUGCCCAUCGAACUCUUCCCCACACUCUUCAUGGAAGCCUUCCGUGGGAGUCGAAGUGAGACCCUGAAGGCCAUGGUGUGUGCCUGGCCCUUUGUCCGUCUGCCUCUGGGGGGCCUGAUGCAAAAGCCUCACAUGGGGACCUUACAAGCAGUUCUGGAUGGUCUUGAUAUCCUGCUUGCCCAGAAAAAACAUUCCAAGAGGUGCAAACUGCGGGUGCUGGAUUUAAGGAAUACUGGCCAGGACUUCUGGAAAAUGUGGUCUGGAUCAAGUGUCCAUGUAUCCUCAAGCUCAUCAAUGACACCAGUGGCUGAGGUCAGGUCAAGGACAGAGCAGCCCUUGGCUCCUUUAGAGGUGUUCAUAGAACUGCACUUCAAGGAAAGUACCACAGAUGACUUCAUCUACCUCAUGAGGUGGGUGGAGCAGAGAAAAACCUCCAUACACCUGUGCUCUACUAAGCUGAAGAUCACUUCAAUAUCCUUAGAAAAUAUUAUGCAGGUCCUGGGUAUAGUGCAACUGGACUAUAUUCAGGAAGUGGAAGUGAAUUGCAUUUGGCAUCUGUCCACUCUAGCCAUGUUUGCUCCUUUCUUGGGCCAAAUGAGUAAUAUACAGAGACUCCAUCUCUCCCACAUCCAUGGGCUAGCAUUUGAAGAGGAGGAAGAGUAUUACCAUGUUGUCCAAAUUACCUCUCAGUUCCGCAAGUUGUACCACCUCCGGGAUCUGUAUUUGGAGACUCCCUCCUUCCUUGAAGGCUGCCUGAUCCAGAUGCUCAGGUGA
Messenger RNA from Odocoileus virginianus texanus, 864 nucleotides. RefSeq names its product melanoma antigen preferentially expressed in tumors-like. The record is from RefSeq and is a predicted model, not a curated record. Gene Ontology annotation, cellular component: cytoplasm. NCBI's taxonomy places the organism in Eukaryota, Metazoa, Chordata, Mammalia, Artiodactyla, Cervidae.